Molecule: messenger RNA, 4392 nt
Organism: Tympanuchus pallidicinctus (lesser prairie-chicken)
Lineage: Eukaryota; Metazoa; Chordata; Aves; Galliformes; Phasianidae
Gene: CORT
Product: cortistatin
Exons: 2
Coding region: 3987-4292 (101 amino acids)
Biological process (GO): regulation of cell migration
Cellular component (GO): extracellular region
Molecular function (GO): hormone activity
Source: RefSeq, a predicted model, not a curated record
CGUGAGGCAGUAGUCAUCUCACACAUCCUUAGCCUGUUUCACAGCCUGACGUUCCUCCUGCUCGGAGCUGGGCAAAGCAUGGUUGGUGGAAAACUUGAAGAAUUUCAAAGUAAGUGUCUCAUAGCCAGUAGUUGUUUUUUGAAGAUGAUUUUGAGUGGCAAACUUGAAGUGUUUUAACUUUACGCUGCACACUGAAAUAAAAGGUUUUGAGCAUACCACCGAAGCACUAUGCCUGCCCUCCUGCAGUCCUGUCGAGGUCGAUGGACAGAGAAGGCAGCGCUGCUCCUCUCGCUCUGCCUCCCCAGGGAGCUGUAACAGGCUUAUAGUUAUGUGUGCUCUGACAGCAGCAUCCCUGCGGUAUUCCCCUCCUCCUCCCUGCACCUGCUCUGCAGCUCUUAUCAGAGAUGAGCGGGAGCUGUAGGCUCCAGCCCACGCUCUUUCUUGGGUCUGUUAGAUUAGAGCCAAUGAAAGCCAUGGCUGACACAGCCACCCGUAUGCUUUGUGGAGUCCUUUGGGGACUGCGCUGCGAGGGAACGCUGCAAGCCUGGCCUGAUAAAUCAGCUGUGAUUUCAGACCCAUGGACAAAUUGGUUUCCCCUUCCAGGAAGGCUCACUACUGUCAGAUGAGCAUUGCUUUAUUUAUUGUUCUGUCCUUUGCAACUAGGGACUCUUGAGGGCAAGCAGAAAGGCUUCCAGUGACAUGAAAGCAGAGGUAUUGUAACUAACUCUUCCUUCAGCUGCAGUUGAGUGUCCCACCUUUGGGAACCUGACUGUUCUGGAAGCCUGAUGCAAUUCUGCAGCAUGCUUCAAAAACGUCUGGUCAUCCAAAUUCAAACCAGGCAACAAAUGGGUAGAAGACAGCAAAUAUCCAAGCGACAGAGGAAAGUAAUAGAGAUGACCUAAUUCCUUAAUGUGGUACUUGGUGCCAGGCAUUGUGUUCCCUUUUGUGUUCUAAUAAUGCCUUCACUGCUGUACCGACGCACUGACAAGAGGGCAAUGAACUCCUUCGAAGACAAAAUCCCCUGUGCGUAUUGCUUAGUCACCCUUUAUCACAAAAAGAUGGUAGUGGUUGUAAUUGUGGAAGCAUAUUCUGUGAGCAUUGGUGCUUACACAGGCCUUUUCAGGCCACCUUCUAUUGCUGAAUUUCCAUCUGGAGGAUCCCCACCUGUACCAGGCUGAUGGACGCGUUCGCAGGCGUGCUGGUAGCAGGUAGAUCUGCCCUCAUUGUAAAGUGGUAGCAACCCACUCCUACUGCUCCAGACAGAAGAGAGUGUCAAUGAAAAUCAAUGAAAAAGGACUUCUAAAUGAGUGAGUCAGGUAACUGAGGGAGGGAAAGUUCAAGAGGAUGUCAAGGGAAGGCCUUAAACCUCCCUGUACAGUGAUAAGCAUUUAAGGGUUAGCAAAGGAAAAGUUCGGGCCACCUUAAGGUCAGCCAGUGAUGACAGAGAAUGGGAAACAGUAGCAAUGCUGGUGCAACCUGUUGAUACUUCUUUCCUGUUACCAUAAAAAACAAAUGUAUCACUGUGGAGUUACUCUGCUUCCUUUGGAGAAGGAAGUCAGCCCUAAUGUUACAGGAGGCACCGGGGGUUGCAAAAGGGCCAGAGGAUCAGAGCUUGAGGACAGGCUGAUGUAGAGGAAAGGGAAGAUGGAGGAAGCUGGGAAAAAAGGAAAAUAAGCUUCUGGUAUUGAAGGGUGCUGAAGCAGAGCAGCUGAGAGAACCUAUUUGAUUCCAGAGAUUUGGUCCCAGUGUGGAACUGCUUCUAUGUGUGCUUAUUCCCUUCCAUCGCAGCUGGGAAGGGUCCCUGCCUUUCCCUGAGUAGAAGUGCAGGUUUUGUCUGCAUUGUGCUGGUCAGAGGAAUGCAGGUUUGGUGCUUGCAUGUCUGGGCAGAUACACUCCAAAGCCAACCCCAUUAGGAGAUGCUAAUUAUUUUAUUAUUGCCCUUUAAUCCCAGGGCAGACUCACUCGCAGCUGAGUCACUCUUUGCAUCCCAAUGGGACCUCCUCAGAAGCUGAUGUGCUCAGGCUCAGCACCCAGCAUGGAGACCUGGUUGUACUGCUUUUGGGCUUAUCUAGCUUUUGGGCUGCUUGGCCCAUGAGGUUUAGUCCUGCCCUGUAAACAACAGUCCAAGAUUCACCUUCUGCUUGCCUGUCAGCCCAGCCACAUCUCACACAGGUACAUGCCCUUCGUUCCCCUUGAGCAGCCAAGCGUGCUUUCUCCAUUUGCUGUUCUCCCAUUUUUCCUCUCCCACAGCAGAUCAGCUGCAGGUCAUUUCGCAGGUCCCUGUGAUUUGCUUUACUCACUGGAGUCUGCUCCUUCGCUGCUCUCUGUCUCGAGCCCCAGACAUGCUUGGAAGUGUUUGACAGAAUCCAUUAAGAAGGGUAAUGCAGCAAUUCUGAUAAACUAGCAAGAUGAGUUUAAAAGGAAAUGGGUGAUGUUUCAUCUGAAACUGGUGCAUGGCAGCUAGCCCUCACAAGGAGGGAUGAGAAGCAAAGGGGUUACAGUUUUCUCAGGAAAAUUCAUUUAUAGAAAUUGCUGGAUCAUGAACUCCCCACAGGUCCCUAUCAUUUAGAAAAACUUUAUUCUUCUUUGUAACUUUUGGUGAGGGAAUCCAGUGUUUCUUUUCAAAAACGUGUGGAUGAGAUGGCAUCUCUUCUCUCGAGCACCCAGGAUGGUAUAGCUGGCAUUAGGAGCUGGAUUGUUUGCAGGCAGAGCUUCAUUAUGUUCUUUCCAAGAACUUUGACACUGAUGAGCAGUGCAAGUGGGGAACACAUCUUUCUGUUUCAUUUUGUUCUGACACAGCAACCUUGCGGCUAAGUCACUCUGCUGUGCUUUCUUUGUGUGCUAAUUUAGGAUAAUAAUUCACCUUUUGACUGCUGGGGUUGGUUCAGAAUGGAGCUCGCCUUGAGGCAAAUGCUUUUGGAGAAAGUGAGAUGAGAUCCUUAGCUCUGUCACUGCAUCUCAACAGAAUGAGACAGUAGAUGCCACCGUGUGUGACAGGGGCAAAGCAAAGCAGGCAGCAGUGUUUAUAUAGUACCUUCUGCUGGUCCCCAAACCAGUCUCACUGGGAUCAUAUUUUGUGCAAAGAGAGAAGCAUUCUUUACUACUAAACAGGGGCAAGAGAAAGCAGGGAGACAUGCCAAGCAGCCUGCAGUCAACGUCAACACAUCACAGGCUUCUUGAAGUCCCACUGCAUGGAACAGCUCCAGUUGUUCAGUGCUUUGUUUUCCCUUUAAUACACUUAAACCCAGCAUCUCCGAGUCAGAAUUCAAUGUGUUGAUCCAUGGGAUUGGUUCAAGACACAUUGAAACAAUAUUAAAACAAAAACCAGUAACUACCAGCUGGUCUUGUAGCUGUAGAUACAUUGGCAAAGUGUGAUUUAUUGCAUAGCUGCAACCUGUGUCCCCACGUUACUGUAAAGGGAAAGCCAGGCAUACUGGCAUUCCACAGUGAGGUUUAUCACAGCUUGCAGAGAUCCAGAUCCAAGUACCCAUUGAGUCCAGAGCUGUUUACACACAGAGGCUGAAGGUCUGAGUUGCUCGUAUCCAGUACUGGUGGCCAAAAAUUUUAUCUUUUCCUUUUGAGUCACCCAGCAUUGGCCAGAGGUUGGUGCAAGCCUGGUGGCCUGUUCUAGCCAAUGUUAUGCUCCCAAGUGGAAUUUAGCUAACUAGAAGAGACGCAGACAUUUCCUACGAUUACUGGGGGUGAACAGCAUGUUAUUGGAGAAUCCCAAACCCUCGCUGUCGCUGCAGGUCUGGUGCGUGGAAAGCCCAGAGGCACAGAAGUAUCCCACUCAAGCAGCCAAGUGUUAACAACCUCUCCAAAGUCUAAUUUGCCUUUGAUAUAGACUUAAUUGUUUGCGUCACCCACUGGGCUAGGGGGAGGGCUAUAAAAGGGGCUGCAGCCAUUGUCUGAGGCAGAAGAGAGCCCAGAAACAGCUCCCUCUCCCAGUCUUCCUAAUUCAGCACCGUAGUCACAGCCUGUGCAUCAUGCAGCUGAUGGCCAGCCUGGUGUCUGUUCUGCUGCUGGUGUGGAGCGUGAGAGCCACGGCGCUGCCUGGAGAAGAGAGACUCGCGUUACAGAACAGCAGGGAGCAGACCAAGCUGCGCAGGGAUGCCCUGCUGAAGAUGCUGGCGGGGCUCCUGGAGAGCGCAGACGUGGCCUCCCCAGACCUGGAGGAGGAAGGCAAGCUGGAGGAGGAGCGGGCGGCGCUGGGGCGGCUGGCUCAGCUCUCGCAGCGGGACCGCAAGGCGCCCUGUAAAAACUUCUUCUGGAAAACCUUCACCUCCUGCUAGUGCCGCCCUGCUGGGCUGCCCGCCUGCCUGUCACCACACACCCCAUCCCCUCAGCUCCUUCCCUGUCGUGCACACCUGAGAAUAAAGCAUGGUGCCUCGG